CUAUGCCUGCUGCCUUUUACGUUGGUUGGACUCUUGGGCAUAUUUCAACUACAUUACCAGUAGCAGGCUCUAGCUUUAGAAAUCGAGCAGCAGUCGAUGCAUACUGUGCUCAGUAUUUCGGUACUGGUUGGCGUGUAGCUACUUUCAAUGAUGGGAAGUUUAUCCGAAACAUGAACGAAGCCAUAUAUGCUGGAGAGAGUUGGACGACUAAUGCUAGUCGAAUGGAAAUUGGUGAUUGGUCCUACUAUACAUUUGGGAAUGUUCGAAACGAUGCAUGUUCCUGGGUAUACAUUACAGGUCAACCAGCAAAUUGUUGGAACAAUUAA
Molecule: messenger RNA, 326 nt
Organism: Rotaria socialis
Lineage: Eukaryota; Metazoa; Rotifera; Eurotatoria; Philodinida; Philodinidae
Source: the annotation of a GenBank genome assembly